AAGCUGCUGCCCUGCUGCGUAUGAAGCUUGUUUGAAGUCAUGUCCAGAAGGAAAGUCAACUAAAUCAGCGCUUUGCAGGCAUAUAGAGAUGCAAUGGAGGUAGAGUCCAGCACGUACACUGACUUUAUUUCCUGCGAUCGAGCUGGUCGGAGGAAUGCUGUCCAUGACAUCCAGCGAGAUGCAACCACCAUCAGCAUGCGCAAGCUGACCGAGGACCUAGGUGACCUGGCCGUUGAAGGAGCAGAAAGCCAAAGAGAUGCCACUUCUUCUGAGAACGACCCUGGAGCAAGACCAAAGGGGCAAGAAAACAGCCCCUCCCCAUGACGGUGUACGGGGGGUGGGAUGGGCAGGAGGAGGGCCUCGCUGUCAACAUUAAACAAGAAAUUGCUAUCGAAUCUGCGGACAAAAGCCAGCCUGGAACAGCAAGGUGUCUGUCAAAUGCCUCUGCUGCAACCGCUUUUGUUUAGAGAACCAGAAGAUGCUCUGCAAGGACUGGCACCUCCAAAAGACUUGUGCUCCCAUCCCUACCAAUUUAGAGCAACACUGCCGUGGUUGUAGUGAUAUGAGCCAUUCUCAAGAUGCCUUAGCUGCAAUUUUCCCCUAGGGGAAAAAACCCAAUUUCAGUAAUAAUAGACGCACCAGACUUUCCUGUCCAAGGUACCUUCCUCCUUUGCAAAUUUAGACUAUUAUUUAUUCUGUUUCCAUAGAUUAGAAAUUUAGAUUAUUGGUUUUUCUAAGCGUCACCCUCAUCUGCAU
Molecule: messenger RNA, 756 nt
Organism: Egretta garzetta (little egret)
Lineage: Eukaryota; Metazoa; Chordata; Aves; Pelecaniformes; Ardeidae
Gene: PKIG
Product: cAMP-dependent protein kinase inhibitor gamma
Exons: 3
Coding region: 94-324 (76 amino acids)
Biological process (GO): negative regulation of cAMP-dependent protein kinase activity
Cellular component (GO): nucleus; cytoplasm
Molecular function (GO): cAMP-dependent protein kinase inhibitor activity
Source: RefSeq, a predicted model, not a curated record